Gracilinanus agilis (Agile Gracile Mouse Opossum) is the source of this 1362-nucleotide messenger RNA. RefSeq names its product E3 ubiquitin-protein ligase RNF38-like. The transcript has a single exon. Lineage: Eukaryota; Metazoa; Chordata; Mammalia; Didelphimorphia; Didelphidae. The record is from RefSeq and is a predicted model, not a curated record.
GCCCCAUCACCACCAAUGCGACCAUGGGAGAUGACAUCAAAUAGGCAGCCUCCUUCAGUUCAACCCAAUCAGCAUCACUUCUCAGGGGAACGAUGCAACACACCUGCACGCAACAGAAGAAGUCCUCCUGUUCGGCGCCAGAGAGGAAGGAGGGAUCGUCUCUCUCGACAUAAUUCCAUUAGUCAAGAUGAAAACUAUCACCAUCUUUCAUAUGGACAGCAGCAAGCAAUAGAGGAGCCCCAAGCCUUCCAUCCUCCUAAUGUAUCCCCACGUAUGUUGCAUCCUGCUGCUCACCCACCGCAGCAGAAUGCAGUGAUGGUUGACAUACAUGAACAGCUUCAUCAAGGCACAGUCCCCGUUUUUUGUACUGUAACAACUGUUGCUCCCCAUGGAAUUCCACUUUGCACUGGCCAGCACAUCCCUGCUUGUAAUACACAGCAGGUUCCAGGAUGCUCUGUGGUUUUCAGUGGACAGCACCUCCCUGUCUAUAGUGUGCCUCCUCCAAUGCUUCAGGCAUGUUCAGUUCAGCACUUACCAGUACCAUAUGCUGCAUUCCCACCUCUUAUUUCUAGUGAUCCAUUUCUUUUACAUCCGCCUCACCUUUCUCCACAUCCUCCUCCUCAUUUGCCACCACCUGGCCAGUUUGUCCCCUUCCAAACACAGCAAUCACGAUCGCCAUUACAGAGGAUAGAAAAUGAAGUCGAACUCCUGGGAGAACACCUUCCUGUAGGAGGUUUUACUUAUCCUGCCUCAGCCCAUCCUCCAACAUUACCUCCAUCAGCCCCUCUCCAGUUCUUAACACAUGAUCCUUUGCACCAGGAGGUAUCUUUUGGAGUACCUUAUCCUCCCUUUAUGCCUCGAAGACUUACAGGACGUAGUAGAUAUCGAUCUCAGCAACCAAUACCACCUCCCCCUUAUCAUCCCAGCCUCCUACCAUAUGUACUAUCAAUGCUUCCAGUGCCACCUGCAAUAGGUCCAGCCUUCAGCUUUGAAUUGGAUGUAGAAGAUGGAGAAGUAGAAAAUUAUGAGGCAUUACUAAAUCUUGCAGAACGACUAGGGGAAGCUAAGCCACGUGGAUUAACAGAAGCAGAUAUUGAACAGCUUCCAUCUUACCGGUUCAAUCCUAACAACCACUAGUCAGAGCAGACUUUGUGCGUAGUAUGCAUGUGUGAUUUUGAGUCAAAGCAGCUACUUAGAGUCUUACUCUGUAACCAUGAGUUCCAUGCCAAGUGUGUUGACAAAUGGCUUAAGGCAAAUCGUACCUGCCCAAUUUGUCGAGCUGACGCAUCAGAAGUGCAUCGUGAUUCAGAAUGACCAAUCUAAGAGCACAAAUUUAGUUUGGGUGUUUCUCAUCACAUGUAU